Molecule: messenger RNA, 742 nt
Organism: Perkinsus marinus ATCC 50983
Lineage: Eukaryota; Perkinsozoa; Perkinsida; Perkinsidae
Exons: 6
Coding region: 4-720 (238 amino acids)
Molecular function (GO): nucleic acid binding
Source: RefSeq, a predicted model, not a curated record
CUGAUGCUCUCACGGUUAUCAACAUAUCGAGGCCUGUUCACUCAGUCCGCGUCGCGGCUAGAUAUGUGGGGUAUCCGUGCAGGCCCUGGCAUCCUAGCUAUCGAGGACAAGUUCAGAGUCUCCAAAGAGGCUGAUGCUCGUGAGCUUGCUCAACUCAUUCAAGGAGUUCUCCUACAGCCUGGUGAUGCUCUCGUGCUCCAAGGGAUGGGUGCUCAUGCUAUCAACAGCGCAGUGAAGGCAGCGACUAUCGCGGCACAACGCUUCGGCCGUAGCACACCACUGACGGUCCACUUCACAGGGCCUGCUCCUGGCUUAAUAAUGAACUCUCAAAGACGUGACUAUGAGAUUUGGUUGGUGGUGCGUCUCGGUGAUGCGCCUAUGGUACCCGAACUCCCAGAAGAAACCCGUGCUUUGAUCGUCUCGACGGCGACUCGUGUGCAUGCCUUGGCGGGAGCUAUUACGAGCUCACUGAAGGAGAAUACUCCUGUUGACCUCCACGGAAUCGGCCCGGUUUGUGUUCACAAGAUGGCCGAGGCGCUUACCGUGGCAGCAGAAUUCUGUCGAAAGGAGAAACUCGCCGGAGAAGUGCUGGUCAGGCCCUCCUUUUACCAAGUCCAGAGCGACUCCGGGUAUACGCGCUCUGGUGACACUAGCAUCAGUGGCAUUAACCUUAGAGUACGUAUAGAAGAUGACAUCCAAAUUGAUCGCACCUUGACAUGAGCAUUGGUAUUAGUUUCUGACA